CGUGCUUUGCGAAGAGGUCACGAACUCUGACCCUCCCUGGAGCUGCAGUAACCAGCAGAAACCUAUAUUAUUAUUUAUCUCGGAGGCCAAACUGUAUCCUGCGGAAAGGCCAAUGUUUGACUUCUCUGAUGACAAUGGAAGAGAUGAUGCACCCAAUAGUUGAACCACAAAUGCUAGAGGCUUCUCAGGCUCAUGGAAUUAUCAGUCAGGGAACAAUAAUUGGAAGACACAUCAUGGACAGCACAACACAGAGGAUACAAAUUGUCCCAACAGACAGUGGUGUUGCUUUAGCACAGCGGAUACAGAUUGUUACAGAUCAACAAACAGGCCAGAAAAUUCAAAUUGUAACAGCACUUGACCAGACUUCAACAGGAAAGCAGUUUAUAUUGACUAAUGCUGAUGGGGCUACACCAAGCAAACUUAUAUUAACACGACAGGAUCCUACUCAGGGCAAAGUCAUCUUAGCCACUCCUGAUGGAACAGGAGUGAAUCAGCUGCUGUUUGCUACUCCAGACGUUUCCACACAACAAAUCCAGAUUGUGACAGACCCAGGAUUAGCAGAUCAGUCUUCAUCAAAGCCAGUAAUUGAAUACUGUGUUGUGUGUGGUGACAAAGCUUCAGGUCGACACUAUGGUGCAGUAAGUUGUGAAGGCUGCAAGGGUUUCUUUAAACGUAGUAUUAGGAAGAAUCUGGUGUACACUUGCCGAGGGACUCGGGACUGUGUUAUCAACAAACACCACAGAAAUCGCUGCCAGUACUGCCGAUUGCAGAGAUGUAUUGCCUUUGGAAUGAAACAGGACUCAGUUCAGUGUGAACGUAAGCCAGUUGAAUUUUCCAGAGAAAAAUCAGUAAACUGUGCAGCUUCCACAGAGAAGAUUUAUAUUAGGAAGGAUCUCCGUAGUCCACUGGCUGCCACUCCAACUUUUGUAACAGACAAGGAAAUUUCAAGGUCAUCUAAUUUGCUGGAUUCAGGAAUGCUUCUAAACAUUCAGCAACCUUUUCCUAAAAUUGACAGUUCAAUGAUGUCAUCACCUGAUAAGAGUGAAGCUUGUCAGGGUGAUUUAAGCACACUAGCAAAUGUGGUCACAUCCCUUGCACACCUCAGCAAAACAAAAGUUGUGAGUGACAGCAAUACAGACCUAUCUGUUAUAGAAACAUUAAGCAAUGGAGAUGCAUCUGUCACAGAAAUUCAAGAAGAACAAUCAGCAAGUGAUAUCACAAGGGCUUUUGAUACCCUUGCUAAGGCUCUGAAUCCGGCUGAUGCAUCCUCCACAGAACAAGUAGAGACUGGUAUGCACAUUAUAUCUGGAGAUGAAUGUGGAAGCAUACUCGAAAUUGAUGGUCCUAUUUUAACAGACAUCCAUGUAGCUUUUAAGCUUACAAUGCCUUCACCAAUGCCAGAGUACCUUAAUGUACACUAUAUCUGUGAGUCUGCUUCAAGACUACUGUUCCUCUCUAUGCACUGGGCUCGAUCAAUUCCUGCAUUUCAAGCACUGGGGCAUGACCAAGACAUAACUUUAGUAAAGGCUUGCUGGAAUGAGCUUUUUGCACUUGGCUUGGCUCAGUGUUCUCAAGUAAUGAAUGUAGCGACAAUUCUAACUGCAAUUAUUAAUCAUCUGCAAAACAGCUUGCAACAAGACAAAUUAUCAGCAGAGAGAGUUAAACUUGUAAUGGAACACAUUUGGAAGAUGCAAGAAUUUUGCAACAGUAUGGCCAGAUUGUCUCUUGAUGCCUAUGAGUAUGCAUAUUUAAAAGCCAUUGUCCUUUUUAGCCCAGAUCAUCCAGGAAUAGAUAAUCCUCUACAGAUUGAAAGAUUUCAGGAGAAAGCUUACAUGGAACUGCAGGAUUACAUCAUAAGGAAUUAUCCAGAGGACACAUACCGGCUGUCAAGGUUGCUUCUGAGGCUACCAGCUUUGAGACUGAUGAGUGCUGCCAUUACAGAAGAAUUGUUUUUUGCUGGCCUCAUUGGAAAUGUGCAGAUUGACAGUAUCAUCCCUUACAUCCUGAAAAUGGAAACUGCGGACUACAACAGCCAGAUAAUCGGCUCCUCUGGUUGAACUGAACAAAUGGCAUGAGGAGAAUAGUAACACAAAUAACUUUUGUACAGACCUGUAGCAACUCAAAGCAAUUUCAAUCAGGCAAUCUUACUGCAAAACAAAGUAAUCGUGAACAAUAAAUCUGGAUUUUACCUUUUA
Molecule: messenger RNA, 2195 nt
Organism: Erpetoichthys calabaricus (reedfish)
Lineage: Eukaryota; Metazoa; Chordata; Cladistia; Polypteriformes; Polypteridae
Gene: nr2c1
Product: nuclear receptor subfamily 2, group C, member 1
Exons: 15
Coding region: 129-2057 (642 amino acids)
Biological process (GO): cell differentiation; anatomical structure development; negative regulation of transcription by RNA polymerase II
Molecular function (GO): nuclear receptor activity; RNA polymerase II cis-regulatory region sequence-specific DNA binding; zinc ion binding
Source: RefSeq, a predicted model, not a curated record